Rhagoletis zephyria (snowberry fruit fly) is the source of this 1094-nucleotide messenger RNA. Its product is annotated as dynein heavy chain, cytoplasmic-like. Gene Ontology annotation, biological process: microtubule-based movement. The record is from RefSeq and is a predicted model, not a curated record. Gene Ontology annotation, molecular function: ATP binding; ATP hydrolysis activity; dynein light intermediate chain binding. Lineage: Eukaryota; Metazoa; Arthropoda; Insecta; Diptera; Tephritidae. Gene Ontology annotation, cellular component: axonemal dynein complex.
AUGAACCCCGGCUACGCCGGCCGCUCCAAUCUGCCGGACAACCUGAAGAAGCUCUUCCGCUCGCUGGCGAUGAACAAGCCCGACCGGCAGCUGAUUGCCCAGGUGAUGCUCUUCAGCCAGGGCUUCCGCACGGCGGAGAAGCUCGCUACGAAGAUAGUGCCCUUCUUCAAGCUCUGCGACGAGCAGCUGAGCAACCAGCCGCACUACGACUUUGGCCUGCGGGCGCUCAAGUCGGUGCUGGUCAGUGCGGGCAACAUCAAGCGCGACCGCAUUAUGAAGAUCAAGGAGGACCGGAGGGAGGCUUCAGGGGCGGGAGAGACUGAUGCUGUGGUGGUCAACGAGGCGCUGAUUGCCGAGCAGCUGCCCGAGCAGGAGAUUCUCAUUCAGUCGGUCUGCGAGACGAUGGUGCCGAAGUUGAUUGCCGAGGACAUUCCGCUGCUCUUCAGCCUCCUCUCGGACGUCUUCCCCGGCAUCAAGUACACCCGGGCGGAGAUGCGCCGCCUCAAGGAGGAGAUUGCCAACGUCUGUCGGGAGAUGUACCUGGUCUGUGAUUAUGAGGAGGCGGCUGCUGGUGGUAGUGGAAAGAAGAGCGGCAGUGGCAACUUGAAUGGAAGUGAUAACGGCGGCGGCGACGACGGAGCGGGCGAGUGCAGCUGGCUGGGCAAGGUGCUGCAGCUCUAUCAGAUCUCGCAGCUCAACCACGGCCUGAUGAUGGUGGGGCCGAGCGGAAGUGGGAAGAGCACCGCCUGGAAGGUGCUGCUCAGGGCGCUGGAGCGAUUUGAUGGCAUGGAGGGCGUCGCGCACGUCAUCAACCCGAAGGCCAUCUCCAAGGAGGCCCUCUACGGGACGCUGGACCCGAACACGCGCGAGUGGACCGACGGCCUCUUCACGCACAUCCUCCGCAAGAUCAUCGACAACGUCCGCGGGGAGAUCAACAAGCGCCAGUGGAUCAUCUUCGACGGCGACGUCGACCCGGAGUGGGUGGAGAACCUCAACUCGGUGCUGGACGACAACAAGCUGCUGACGCUGCCCAACGGCGAGCGGCUGAGCAUUCCGCCCAAUGUGCGCAUCAUGUUCGAGGUGCAGGACCUGAA